AUGCACGCUUCAUCAAUAUAUGGCCAUGUGCUCCAGUGCUAUGGAUCUUUGUUAAUGUUGGGCGUGAUCGCGUUAAUCUUGUCUCCUGUCAAUGCCAAGGAGCCCUGCGACUUUUUUGAUACCGUUAAUGUGACCGGUGACCGGCGGCUCACAGACGGCAGCUACGUGCAUGAAAACGUAACCAUUCCUGCGGCCCAGGUUGCCCAAUACAGCUAUAUUUACAAAUAUAGGGGCGAGAAAAUUGAGGUGGAGCCCCAUUUGCGCGGCUGCAUCUGUCAUCUGAAGCCCUGUUUAAAUGUCUGCAAUGGAUGGGGGAACAUGAAACUUAACAGGUCCGAAUCAUCUCUAAACAUCACCUUCCUCGAUGGCUCAACGUCGUUGGUAGACGUCGCCGAACAGUUCGUACUGCAAGAGCAAAGGAUUUGUAAGGAAAUGUAUUUGCUGCUACCAGAGGAUAACUUCAGCUGGUUACUAAACGAGAAAGCCGUGUUAUGGGAGGAGGUUCAAAAUAUAAACAGGACAAAGGCGGAUUUUUGCGUGACACAAUUUGAAUGGCCAAAGGCCAGUGGCCAGUAUAGUAUCCAACCUGCAGUAUGUAUUGAGACGAGCGAAUUUGUAGUGAAAACGCAAAUCAAUGGUAUUGUCAUGUGGUUGUCAAUACCCUUCAUGCUGCUGACUAUUGCCGUGUACCUGAUUAUUCCUGAACUACGUAAGUGCAAUGGCAAGCUUUUGGCGUGCUGGCUCUCGAGUCUCUCCAUCGCCUACUCAAUACAUCCCACAUUGGCUUUUGGAAUCCAUACUCAGUAUUCCAUUGGCUGUAAACUAGCCGGCUAUUCCAUCUACUACUUCAUAAUGGCAGCCUUCCUUUGGCAUAAUGCCAUGAGUUUCGAUACGUGGCGCACGGUGCGCAAUAUCACUGGUCUUACUAUUAUUCACUUUGUACGCUCGGGAGCAAGCCGACUGGAUCGGGAAUGA
Molecule: messenger RNA, 975 nt
Organism: Scaptodrosophila lebanonensis
Lineage: Eukaryota; Metazoa; Arthropoda; Insecta; Diptera; Drosophilidae
Product: probable G-protein coupled receptor Mth-like 10
Exons: 5
Coding region: 1-975 (324 amino acids)
Molecular function (GO): G protein-coupled receptor activity
Source: RefSeq, a predicted model, not a curated record